Messenger RNA from Osmia lignaria (orchard mason bee), 3592 nucleotides. RefSeq lists its product as uncharacterized. NCBI's taxonomy places the organism in Eukaryota, Metazoa, Arthropoda, Insecta, Hymenoptera, Megachilidae. The record is from RefSeq and is a predicted model, not a curated record.
UUAUAAUGUGUUAUUAUAUUUAUAAUGUUUUCAUUAUAAGAAUUGCAGGAAUAUAAUGGUUGCAGGAAUGAAAGGGAUACAGAGAUAAUGGGUGCAGGAAUAUAAAGAAUUCAAGGAUAUAAGAAAUACAGAGAUAUGAGGGAUCCAGAAACUUAAGUGAUAUAGGGAUGUAAAGAAUGUUGGGAUGUACGGGAAGAAGCGAUGUAAUGGUUGCGGGUUGAAAGGGGUACAGGAGCUGGUCAAACAGGCACGAUUAUACCGACUGUACUCUCUGCGUGCAGAUCUAACUUCAUCCAGGGGUAUCCGGGACCCCUAAAUAAUGACCCUUUCGAGAACAGGCGUGUCCAGUCUUUUUGUAUCUGUAGGCCACUGCUGCAAGAGUAGAGUUUGGUGUGUGGAGGGCUUGGUGUUCGAUUGGUGAAAUUUGACAGAACGUGAAAGCUGAAAUGAUUUUGCUUUCGUACAUUUAAUUGUUGGUGAAUUAAGUCGGAAAUAAAUCGAGAAGAGUGAAACGAGCUAAUUGAAAUAAAUAUUCAGUGGUGAAGUGAAGGAAGGAACAACUCAACUUGGGAAGAUUUCUCAUUUCGAAUGGAUACACAACCUCUCUACUGAAUGCUGUAGGGAUCUUAGCGAUAUCGUGCCUCUCUAUAUACCACGCGCACUUUAUUUAAAACCAAUUGCGAAAAUAAAUGUGUCCGUUAAUCUUCCCCAAUUAAAAGUUCCAGGUAAAAUUCCUUAAAAAACCGUGAUUAUUUUGUUUUCCUCUGUAUUGUUAUUUUUCGGGAAUGUUGUCAGUUUAAUUCAUUAUCUUGUAAAAUUUUAUUAGCCAUAUGUAUAUAUUCUUGAACUAUCAUUAUUCAGUAUUUAAACUAUUGAGAAUUCAUCCCUAUAACUUAAUCCUCCGAGUUUUUCAGGCAUGGUAGAUAUUGAUAAUAAUAGUAAUAUUCAUUUUUGUAACAGGGAAUAUAUGCAGUUAUGUUAAAUUAUGCGCAAAUCUAUAAAUAUAUAUAAUAUUUUUAGCAUAGUAGGUUUUUACAGAAAAUUAACUGCGAUAUAAACAGGAAAAACGAUAUCAACAUGGGAAGUAAUGGAGAAGAUACGUGCCUUUAUACUACCGGACGAGUUUGCAUCUCUGAAGGUAGCGAAGAGUACGCUGGAAUUUAUCAGAUUGGAAGGAGAUUUACAAGACAGGUGCAGACUGCAGCGUGUACUAGCAAGAUUGGAUUCUCAGCGUUUGAAUCUGUCCGGAUUUCCGAAUGUGUUAAAAGUCCGGGCAGCGGAGGCAAAGGAUGACUUUCCCACCAGACAUAGUUGGGAUUCUUACUUCAGAGAUGCCAAGCAUAUGAACGAAUUGAAGCCUGGAGAAAGGCCUGACACUAUUCAUAUGACAGGAUUGCCUGUUAAAUGGUUCAUAGAGGAUGGUGGAACACUCCCUAGCGAAUCCUUGAUCACUAAAAUCUUUAAGAAAUGGGGAACACUCAGAAGGAUUGAUGUACCUGCUGCUGAUGCUUAUAGAUCUAGAAUGCGUCUUGGCACAAAUAUUAACAAGUUUAGCUAUGAGGAUGGAAUAUUUUUUGAUGCAUACAUUCAAUAUGUCGAAUAUAUGGAUUUUGUUAGAGCUAUGGAUGCUUUACGCGGGAUGAAACUUCUUAAAAAAGAAGGAGAGAAAGCAUUCACAGCUGCCAUUAAGAUCGAUUUUGAUAAAACAAAACAUAUGAGCGAUAGCUCUGUUGCUCACAGAGAAUUCGAAAGAAAACGCCUUAUAGCGCAGGAUACAUUAGCGGCAGAACGACUUCGUCGGAAAGAGGAAGCUGAAGAGAAGCGUCGCGAAGAACAAAAAAAGAAAGAAGAGGCUGAUGCAGCAGCUAAAGAAAUUAGACGACGAAAACGGGAAGAGAAAAGAAAACGUAAAGUUCUGACUAAAUUUCGGAAAAAGGAAGAGGAUAAAGUGUCUAUGAAAAUCGCGAGGGAGGGACAAAAAUUAAUAAAAGCACAAAGGCAACUCGAAAGUAUUCGUCUUUUAGAUGAAUUAUUUGAUAGGAUAAAGAUAAAAGUAGAAAACAAUGAAAUUACAAUAGAGGAAAUAUCGAAUGCGGAUUUAAAAAAGGAUGAGAAGAAGAAUAAUAAAAUAGAUGAUGGCACGGAGGCAUUAAGUUCUGACGAUAAUUCGAAAGAAGGCAAGAAAGACAAGAAAGCGAAAAAAUCGAAGAAGAAGAAGUCGAAAAAGGAGAAAAAGAAAAAGAAAAAACGUAAAAAGGGAAAAGACUCUGAAAACACGGCAAGUCUGAGCGAAGAUUCAGGUGCAGAGGAACAAGUGAAAAAAUUAAAAAGCGUACUGAAACAGAAUGUUGCAUAUCCAUCCUCGUCUACAACUGCCACUUCUUUGGAACCUCUUUCUUACCCGACCCUUUAUCCCCGAUUUCCACAACCAUGGUGUUACGAAGCAGCACUGCCUAUGCUUUAUCCUAGUUUUCCAAGAGGUAUGCCCAGGGGUGGCCGUUUUCUGCGCGGAAGGGGUAGAGGAUUUUCAUGGCGUAACGCUGGAAAUCCUCGCGCAGUACACACGUUUAAUCCUCAUCUAUAUAACGAGCAGUAUUACAAGUACUUCGCUCAUUUAGUAGGUCAGGAUUAUCAUUCUUUCGACUACAGAAGUUCACGGUCGCGUAGCCGUAAGGGUUCGUUGAGUAGAUCCAGGUCGAGAACAAGAUCGAGGUCAAAAUCGCGAUCGAGGUCGAGAUCCAAGUCCGGUUCAAGAUCAAGAUCCAGGUCGCCGAGUAAAUCAAGAUCGAAAUCACGGUCGCGAUCAAAGGUGCGAACCAAAUCGAGAUCGAGAAGCAAGAGACGUAGUAAAAGUAAAAGCAGAUCACGAUCAUCUAGAAGAAGACGAGGCAGAUCGAAAACGAGAUCGAGAUCUUCCUCGAGGGUAAGGUCUCGAUCGCGUCGAUCAAGGUCCAAGAAGAAAUCUCGCUCGAGAAGUCGUUCUAAGGUCCGAAAUAACAUUAGGAGUCGCUACAGACGAAGAAGAGAAAGAUCGAUAUCAAAAGUAAAGAUCACCAGAGCUAAAUCUCGCAGUACGUCGCCUAAGAGAAGAUCUCGCAGCAGAACGUGGUCGAUGCCAAAGUCUCCUGGAAGAAGAAGAAGAAGCUGUUCCUGGUCGAAAGGCGUUGACGCUGUUGAUCGUAAAGCAGAGACUGACAAAUCAUUGCAGACGACAAAAGAAAAAACUGAGAACAAAGAAGCAUCACAAGUAUCUCAUUUAGAGAACAUAACUUCCGACUGACAAGAAUUGAUGACAAUUCUUUCUUUUUUAUGCCUCUGAUCCCAUCGCGUAAGAAGAACCGCGUCGUAAGAACUUGUACAAAGCUUGUAAUCGUAUUCAUGCAUACUAACAUCUGUAGCAUUUAUUUCAUAUAGAUAUACCGUUAGAAGAUAUAGUUUUGUUCAUGCCAUUGUAUUUUCCUUAUUUCAAAUGACAGUUUAGUCACGAUAGGGUAAUCAUAUGAGCAAUUCAUUGAUCUCCGAAGCUUGUCGCAUUAAUUGAUUUUGUAUAUACAUUAAAGCAAUCGACAUUUAAUAAAUCAAUUUAUAACUA